Linum trigynum is the source of this 1628-nucleotide messenger RNA. The record is from the annotation of a GenBank genome assembly. NCBI's taxonomy places the organism in Eukaryota, Viridiplantae, Streptophyta, Magnoliopsida, Malpighiales, Linaceae.
CCGAAUCCCCUUUCUUUCCAUUUUCCCUCGCCGGAGUCACAGAAUUGAGAGAAGGACAGAGAAGAGAGAAAUGGGGCAGGAAGAGGAAGACGAGACUCCGGCGGAACCUCCAUCGGCGGCGACCAAAAAGGACAGGGACGAAGAAGCUUGGAAUCUGCGUAAAGACAGACUAAUCCUCGAGCUCGCCGACAAACUCAUCACCGGAGGGGAUCUCUCUACCAAGAUACAAGCCGCGCGAGACAUCCGCAAGCUCGUCAGGAAAUCGUCUUCUGCCAAAACCCGCUCCAGAUUCGCCGCCGCCGGAGUCAUCCAGCCGCUGAUUCUCAUGCUCCUCUCGCCCAAUCUCGAUGCUCGUGAGGCUUCUCUCCUCGCUCUCCUCAACCUUGCUGUUAGAAAUGAGAGAAACAAGGUAAGCAUCGUGACAGCUGGUGCAAUCCCCCCACUUGUAGAAAUCCUCAAGUUUCAGACCAGUAGCUUAAGAGAGCUAGCAACAGCUGCAAUCUUAACACUCUCAGCUGCUGAACCUAACAAGUCAAUCAUCGCGGCUUCAGGAGCUCCACAUUUCCUUGUCCAGAUCCUCGCCUUGGGCUCCGUGCAAGGCAAAGUUGACGCUGUCACAGCCCUUCACAAUCUGUCCUCUUGCACGGAAGAGAACUCUUCACAUUUGAUACUCGACCCCAAAGCAGUUCCGCCUCUCAUAAGCCUCCUCAAAGAAUGCAAGAAGUACUCCAAGUUUGCAGAGAAAGCCACAGCACUCCUCGAAAUACUUGCCAAAUCAGAAGAAGGCCGAACCGCUAUAACAGAUUCAGAAGGUGGGAUUUUAACUAUAGUAGAGACAGUCGAAGAUGGAUCGCUUGUGAGCAUGGAACAUGCUGUUGGUGCUUUGCUCUCUUUGUGCCAGAGUGACCGAGAUAAGUACAGGAGACUCAUCCUCAAUGAAGGUGCGAUUCCGGGCCUUCUACGCCUUACAGCUGAAGGCACCUCUACAUCACAAGAGAGAGCGCGAACGCUUCUUGACUUGCUCAGAGAUACUCCAGAGGAAAAAAGGUUAGCAUCGUCCGUUAUUGAGAAGAUGGUUUAUGACAUUGCUUCUCGGGUUGAUGGUUCCGAUAAAGCUGCUGCCGAAACAGCCAAGAAAUUGCUGCAGGACAUGGUUCAAAGAAGCAGUAACCAUAUCCAGCAUAAGUCUGCAUCGUGUACAUGCUCGAAAGUGAAGUCUUCAUGAUGCAUAUUUGCCCUCUUGCUGAUUCAUAACCCUGGGCGAUCAGAGUUUUAUUCUGGAGCUGUUGUUUUGUUUGGUCUCAGUAUAAAACUCAAUGUGCCCUUUAGACCUUAUCAUUGACAGGAAAGAACUUUGAGAGUCUGUUAUACUGAACUCGCAAAGAGUGUGUCUAGGGUGGAAGCUUUCCCUUUUCUUUUUGUGUUAGUUAUGUGACAUCGCCAGUGUGUUGUACUUGUACAUUGUAACCUAGAUUCUUGUAUAGAAGACAUGCCUUUAAUUAGACCAUUUUCAAACUGAAAUUAUCUUGGAGAAAGAUUUCAACGCAUGGGAAAGACUAUAGACAGGGAGUGAUGGGUUUCAAAGCUGUUCUAAUUAUUCUUCUCAUUAAUAAACCACGAACCAAAUU